Aspergillus ochraceoroseus IBT 24754 is the source of this 1273-nucleotide messenger RNA. RefSeq names its product alpha-hydroxy acid oxidase. Lineage: Eukaryota; Fungi; Ascomycota; Eurotiomycetes; Eurotiales; Aspergillaceae. The transcript is spliced from 7 exons. The coding region runs from base 106 to 1119 and encodes 337 amino acids. Gene Ontology annotation, molecular function: FMN binding; oxidoreductase activity. The record is from RefSeq and is a predicted model, not a curated record.
GCCAAAUAUAACUGCGGAGAGCUCAUUCUCACAACUUGAAACUAUUCUUCAACCUGAUCCUAAAAUCCUUCAUUCAGUCCCUCUCCAGACCUUUCGGCACUCACCAUGGCAAACCGUGCGGAGCGAUUGGACCCGUCAGUCCUCACAAUCCAGGACUUAGCAAAAGCCGCCGAAGCCAGGAUCCCCGCAAUUGUUCGAGAUUACUUCAAUGAGGGAGCCGGCGACCUUGUCACGUUAAAAGACAACUCUGCAGCGUUCGAUCGGUACAAACUCCGUCCUCGUGUCCUCCGCGACGUGGACAAUGUCGACACAUCCACGACGAUCUUUGGAACCAGCGUCGCGUUUCCACUCGGCUUUGCCCCGGCGGCAGCACACAGGAUGGCACACCCGGAGGGCGAGAUGGCAACAUCGAGAGCUGCGGCCAAACAAAAUAUCCCCAUGUGCCUAUCAUCCUGGGCGACCACGAGUCUGGAGGAUGUCAUUUCACAGGCCGGUCAGAAUCCAUACGCCAUGCAGAUUACCUUUCUGAGAGACAAUUCCAUUACCAAGGGCAUCAUUGCCCGCGCGGAGAAGGCCGGUUACAAGGCAAUUUUCGUCUCUGUCGACCUUCCCAUUCUCGGCAAUCGUCUGAACGAGAGCCGCAACAACUUCAAAUUCCCGCCAGAGAUGAAGUUUCCCAACCUUGCCGAAGAUGAGACCGAAGCUGGGCUGAAAAACACAUACCAACGGGGCUACGAUCCAACGAUCACAUGGGAGAAGACAAUUCCAUGGCUACGACAAAACACGAAGAUGGAAAUCUGGUUGAAAGGAGUAUACACCGCCGCCGACGUCCAACUAGCCAUCGACUACAAACUGGACGGCGUGAUCAUCUCAAACCACGGAGGUCGCCAGCUCGACGGCGUGCCCGCAACCCUGGAUGCGCUAAGAGAAUGCGGACCAGUUGCACGGGGCAAGAUCCCCCUUGCAAUCGACGGCGGAAUCCGCCGGGGCGCAGACCUGUUCAAAGCCAUUGCCCUCGGCGCAUCUAUGUGUUUCGUGGGUCGGAUUCCCAUCUGGGGACUUGCUGUACGUGUUCCUUCCUAUCUUGAACAAAAAGAAGGGAAACAGUCGUCACACUAACACAAAACGAUUUGCUCCCGCAUAAAGUACAAUGGCGAAGCCGGCGUUGAAUUAGCCGUCAAAAUCUUGCUAGAUGAGUUCCAACGCACCAUGAUGCUCACUGGCUGCAAGACGAUCAAAGAUAUCAACGAAGGCCAUCUGGCGGUUCUUGAAG